This is a messenger RNA of Penicillium paradoxum, 4248 nucleotides long. RefSeq names its product putative ABC multidrug transporter. Gene Ontology annotation, cellular component: membrane. The record is from RefSeq and is a predicted model, not a curated record. The transcript is spliced from 4 exons. Bases 1 to 4248 code for a protein of 1415 amino acids. NCBI's taxonomy places the organism in Eukaryota, Fungi, Ascomycota, Eurotiomycetes, Eurotiales, Aspergillaceae. Gene Ontology annotation, molecular function: ATP hydrolysis activity; ATP binding; ABC-type transporter activity. Gene Ontology annotation, biological process: transmembrane transport.
AUGGAGGGGUUGAGAAACCCCCGUGGCGCAAGCUUCGAUGAGAUCCAGAAUGACACCGAAAGCAGCACCGCGACGAUUACCGGCGACGCAUCUUCCGCGAAGGAAACCUCGCCGCGCAAAGCAAAUGACUGGGGCAUGCUAUCCCAGCUCCAGGAGGACCAUGAUCGUGAUAUAGCCGCUGGAUUCAAGAAACAGGAACUCGGUGUCACAUGGCAGGAUCUCUCUGUCCAGGUCACAAGUUCUGAGGCUGCAGUGAAUGAAACCGUUCUCUCUCAGUUCAAUAUCCCCACGAAAAUCAAAGAGGGCCGGCGAAAACUUCCCCUACAGACGAUCCUCAACAAAAGUCAUGGCUGCGUGAAGCCCGGCGAAAUGUUGCUGGUCCUGGGCCGCCCCGGUGCCGGUUGUACGACCUUGUUGAAAAUGCUCUCCAACAGGCGAGGAGGAUACAAAUCCGUGGAGGGCGAUGUUCGAUUUGGUUCUAUGACCCCCGAGGAGGCCAAGCCUUUCCGCGGCCAAAUUGUGAUGAACACUGAGGAAGAGAUCUUUUUCCCGACCCUAACAGUCGGUCAAACUAUGGACUUUGCCACGCGCCUCAAGGUUCCCUUUCAUCUACCAGAAGGUAUGACUGCCUCGCAAUAUCAACAAGCCACAAAAGACUUCCUCUUAGAGUCGGUCGGGAUCUCUCACACUGCCGACACCAAGGUCGGUAAUGAAUACGUUCGUGGAGUUAGUGGCGGUGAACGUAAGCGAGUCUCCAUCAUCGAGUGUAUGGCCACGCGGGGAUCCGUUUUUUGCUGGGAUCAGUCGACCCGUGGCCUUGACGCUUCUACUGCACUUGAAUGGACCAAGGCCAUUCGAGCCAUGACCGACACGCUAAACCUAUCAACCAUCGUUACUCUCUACCAGACUGGUAAUGGGAUUUACGAUUUGUUCGACAAAGUCCUCGUGCUCGAUGAAGGAGAGCAGAUCUUUUACGGUCCCAGAGAGCAAGCCAGGCCAUUUAUGGAGGAAGCCGGAUUCAUCUGUCGUGAAGGUUCCAAUGUCGCUGAUUACCUCACUGGUGUUACUGUGCCUACCGAGCGCAGAAUUCGAGAUGGGUUUGAGCACAGUUUCCCGCGUAACGCCGAGGCCCUGCGGAUCCAGUACGAAAAGUCAUCGAUCCAUACUCAAAUGAUCGCUGAGUAUUCUUAUCCGGACUCCGAACUCGCCCGUGAGCGUACCGAGGAGUUUAAACAAGGUGUGGCUUUCGAAACAUCCAAGAACCUACCGAGGAACAGUCCUUUCACUGUCGGCUUUGUUGAUCAGGUGAGGAUCUGUGUGCAGCGCCAAUAUCAAAUUCUGUGGGGUGAUAAAGGCACUUUCAUCAUCAAGCAGUUGGCAACACUCGCUCAGGCGUUGAUUGCCGGUUCCCUGUUCUACGAUGCUCCCGAUAACUCUGCUGGUCUUUUCGUCAAAUCCGGUGCUCUCUUUUUCUCUCUGCUGUACAACACUCUGCUUGCCAUGAGUGAGGUGAUUGAGUCUUUCUCCGGAAGACCUGUAUUGAUCAAACAUAAGAGCUUCGCCUACUUCCACCCGGCCGCCUUCUGUCUCGCCCAAAUUGCUUCCGACAUACCCGUAUUGCUUUUCCAAAUUUCUAUGUUUGGUCUGGUUGUCUACUUCAUGGUCGGGCUCUCGAUGUCCGCUGCAGCAUUCUUCACGUACUGGAUUAUCGUGUUCACCACUACAAUGGCUAUGACUGCGCUUUUCCGAGCUGUUGGCGCUCUCUUCACUACUUUCGAUGGAGCCUCUAAGGUCUCAGGUUUACUCAUCAUGUCUACCGUUCUGUACGCUGGUUACAUGAUUCCGAAACCUUCAAUGCAUCCUUGGCUCGGCUGGAUCUUCUGGAUCGACCCGCUUGCCUAUGGGUUUGAGGCUUUGCUGAGUGUGGAGUUCCACGGGAAGAACGCUAUACCUUGUGUCGGUAGCAAUCUGAUCCCUAUGGGCCCCGGAUACGAGGAUGCUCAGGAUCAUCAAUCUUGCGCAGGUGUCGCCGGUGCAAUCCAAGGCCAGACUAUCGUGAAUGGGGAUAACUAUCUAGCAGCUUUCUCAUAUAGCCACUCGCAUGUCUGGCGCAACUUUGGCAUCAACUGGGCCUGGUGGGCCUUGUUCGUAUCCCUCACAAUCUUCGCAACCUCAAAAUGGAAAUCGCCCUCCGAAUCGGGUAGCACCCUCGUCAUUCCUCGUGAAUACUUGAAUAAGCACUUUCACAACCAACAGAAAGACGAGGAAGGCCAGACUUCAGAGAAGAAAGUCGCCGCAACCAAGGAUGAGUCCUCUCAGCUCGACAAUCAGCUGGUUCGCAACACCUCCGUUUUCACAUGGAAGAAUCUUUCAUACACAGUGAAGACACCCACUGGCGACCGACUUCUACUCGACAACGUCCAUGGAUGGGUUAAACCUGGUAUGCUCGGUGCCCUGAUGGGUUCCUCCGGCGCUGGAAAAACAACUCUGCUCGAUGUCCUAGCCCAGCGCAAAACCGAGGGAACCAUCCACGGUUCCAUUAUGGUCGAUGGUCGCCCGUUGCCCAUUUCAUUCCAACGUUCAGCUGGCUAUGUGGAGCAGUUGGAUGUUCACGAGCGCAUGGCAACUGUUCGGGAGUCAUUGGAAUUCUCUGCCCUCUUGCGCCAGCCUGCCACCACUCCCCGCGAAGAGAAACUUGCUUAUGUGGAUGUUAUCAUCGACCUGCUUGAACUUCACGAUCUUGCCGAUACCUUGAUCGGCAGCGUUGGGGCUGGAUUGAGUGUCGAACAACGCAAGCGUGUGACUAUUGGAGUGGAACUUGUUUCCAAGCCCAGCAUUCUCAUCUUCCUGGACGAACCCACUAGUGGUCUGGAUGGCCAGAGCGCAUACAACACUGUCAGAUUCCUUCGCCGACUUGCAGAUGCUGGACAGGCUAUUUUGGUCACCGUGCACCAGCCAUCUGCCCAGCUCUUCGCCGAGUUUGAUCAGCUCCUUCUUUUGGCCAAAGGAGGCAAGACUGUGUACUUUGGCCCUAUUGGAGAAAAUGGCCACGAUGUCAAGGGCUAUUUCUCGCGUUACGGAGCAGCAUGUCCGCCUGAAACCAACCCUGCUGAGCAUAUGAUUGAUGUUGUUUCGGGUCAAUUGAGUCAGGGCAGAGAUUGGAGCAAGGUCUGGCUGGAGUCGCCUGAACAUGGUGCCAUGCUCAGUGAGCUCGACACGAUCAUCGAUGAGGCUGCCUCCAAGCCGCAAUCCAUCACUGAUGAUGGUCGCGAGUUUGCCUGUACGUUGAAGGAGCAAACAAUCCUGGUCCUGAAACGUACCUCUGUCGCUUUGUACCGAAACUGCGAUUACAUCAACAACAAGUUUGCCCUCCAUAUCGCAAAUGGCCUAUUUGUGGGUUUCAGUUACUGGAUGAUUGGAGACUCUAUCACAGACCUUCAGAACGUGUUGUUCUUCAUCUUCAACGCUGUUUUCGUCGCUCCUGGUGUCAUCAAUCAAUUGCAGCCCACUUUCCUUGAGCGUCGCGAUCUAUUUGAAGCUCGCGAGAAAAAGGCCAAGAUGUAUUCUUGGAAAGCUUUCACCAUUGCCUUGAUUGUCUCGGAAUUCCCCUAUCUGAUUGUCUGUGCUGCUCUGUUCUUCAACUGCUGGUACUGGACGGGCGGUAUGCCAGUUGAGUCCAGCAAGAGCGGUAGUAUCUUCUUCGUGUUCUUCCUGUACGAGUUCCUCUAUACUGGAAUUGGUCAAUUUAUCGCAGCUUAUGCCCCCAACGCCAACAUGGCUGCCAUGACGAACCCUCUGAUCCUGGGUACCAUGAUCUCCUUCUGCGGUGUUUUGGUGCCUUACACACAAAUCGUCAGCUUUUGGCGAUACUGGAUUUACUGGCUCAACCCCUUCAACUACCUCAUGGGAAGUAUGCUGACCUUCGCCCUGUUCGAUCGCGAGGUCAAAUGCAAACCGCUCGAAUUUGCCAUGUUCAACUCACCCGAUGGAAUGACCUGCGGUGAAUACCUCGACGGUUUCAUGCAGACCAUUGGCAGCCGUAUGAACCUUGUCAACCCGGACGCCACCUCUGGAUGCCAGGUGUGUCAAUACACCCGUGGAUCCGACUACCUGUACAACCUCAAUCUGAAGGAUUACUACUAUGGCUGGAGAGACGCUGGCAUUGUGGCGCUCUUUGUGAUCAGCUCUUACGGGUUGGUAUUUGGUCUCAUGAAAUUGAGAACCAAACAAUCCAAGAAGGCUGAGUGA